UCAAAUUCCAAUCCUCCCCAGCGGCGCCUCCCGAAGCACCAACAGGUUCUCUUUCCGAGAAUUUGAGAUGGUUCAAGGAAUCGGUACUCGACUCUUUGUGAGCAGAUUAUCGUUCUUCACAACAGAUAGCCACCUCAGAAAUCUUUUUUCCCCAUUCGGAAUAAUUACAGAAGCUUUUCUAGUGAUGGACCCAAAAACUCAAAGGCCCAAAGGAUUUGGCUUUGUCUCCUACGAGUCAGAAAUUGAAGCAGAGAAGGCUAUGAACGCCAUGAAUGGCAGGAUAAUUGAUGGAAGGCUGAUUUUCGUAGAACCUGCCAAAGCUUCAAGACCUAACAAUGAUGCUUAGUGAUAUAAAAGAUAUCAUGUGAAAGCAGUAGAGAAUAAUCUUGUAGAUAUAGUAUGCUUAGAAAUGGAGUUUUGACAGACAACUAAACGUGUUUGGUUUUGCAUUUGAAACCACCUGUUUCUACCAAAAUCAUUGUUUCAGUAGUUUCACAGUAAGCAUUAUUCUAGGUGGUGCCUGACUCUGAAAGUUUCACAUCGUAAUUAAAAUAACGGGAGCUCAGGUGGCCUUUCCACUGAGUUUCCAUGGUUUUCAGCUAUGAUGUGAAUGCCGUCCAAUUGGGCUUUUGUUAUUUUAAUUCAUAUAGAUGAUGUAAUUUAAUUAUUGAAAUCUCUUCCAAUAGUUUUUCAAGAUUUUCAAAUACGAUAUGAAUGGUCAUUGAAAAUAAAGAGGAGGAGAGUACUCUCUCUCGUGUCUAUGUCA
Prosopis cineraria is the source of this 766-nucleotide messenger RNA. Its product is annotated as organelle RRM domain-containing protein 6, chloroplastic-like. The record is from RefSeq and is a predicted model, not a curated record. Gene Ontology annotation, cellular component: spliceosomal complex. The transcript has 4 exons. Gene Ontology annotation, molecular function: RNA binding. Gene Ontology annotation, biological process: positive regulation of mRNA splicing, via spliceosome. Bases 68 to 346 code for a protein of 92 amino acids. NCBI's taxonomy places the organism in Eukaryota, Viridiplantae, Streptophyta, Magnoliopsida, Fabales, Fabaceae.